ACAUCUCCUGCCAACAUGCCCUACAGCUGCUGCUCUGGAAACUUCUCUUCCCGCUCCCUUGGGGGCUACCUGCGCUACCCAAGCUUCUCCUGUGGCUCUUCCUACCCCAGCAACCUGGUCUACCGCACUGACCUCUGCUCUCCCAGCACCUGCCAGCUGGGCUCCUCCCUCUACAGCGGCUGUCAGGAGACCUGCUGUGAGCCCACCAGCUGCCGGACUUCCUGCGUGGUGUCCAGCCCCUGCCAGACGUCCUGCUCCCUCCCGAGGACCUCCACGUUCUGCAGUCCCUGCUGGACUGCUUACCCUGGGUCUGUGGACUGUGGAUCCAGAAGCUGCCAUUCCCUGGGCCGUGGAUCCAGAAGCUGCUACUCUCUGGGCUGUGGAUCCAGUGGCUUCAGACCCCUGGGUUAUGGAGUCUGUGGUUUGCCUUCCCUGAGCUAUGGAUCCAGUUUCUGCCGCCCAACCUACUUCUCCUCCAGGAGCUGUCAGUCAUCAUGUUACAGACCAACCUGUGGAUCUGGAUUCUAUACAUCCACUUGUUAA
Molecule: messenger RNA, 543 nt
Organism: Felis catus (domestic cat)
Lineage: Eukaryota; Metazoa; Chordata; Mammalia; Carnivora; Felidae
Product: keratin-associated protein 13-1-like
Exons: 1
Coding region: 16-543 (175 amino acids)
Source: RefSeq, a predicted model, not a curated record